Paramecium sonneborni is the source of this 1179-nucleotide messenger RNA. The record is from the annotation of a GenBank genome assembly. NCBI's taxonomy places the organism in Eukaryota, Ciliophora, Oligohymenophorea, Peniculida, Parameciidae.
AUUUCAAUAUUUACAUGUUUUUUUAGGUGAUUAUGUAGACAGAGGAUCCUUUUCAAUAGAAGUAGUUGUGUUAUUAUAUGCAAUGAAGAUCUAUUAUCCUACUAGAGUAUUUCUACUUAGAGGAAAUCAUGAAUGUAAAUAAUUAACAAGCUACUUCAAUUUUAGAGAUGAAUGUCUCUACAAAUAUGACCAAGAAGUAUAUGAAACUAUAAUGUCAUCUUUUGAUAACAUGCCUUUAGUUGCCUUAAUAAAUAAUAAAUUUUUAUGUUUACAUGGAGGCAUAUCUCCUGAUUUAAAAUCAGUAUAGAAAGAAUCUUAUGCAUUUAGUUAGCUGAUGUUGAAAGAAUAGAUAGGUUUAGAGAACCACCAAAAGCAGGACUUUUUUGUGAUAUUUUAUGGGCUGACCCAGUUGAAAAUGAUGAACUUUAUGAUGAUAUUCAUUAUAGAGGUAAUGAUACUAGAGGUUGUAGUUGGUUUUUUGGUGAAAAAGCAGUCUAACCACUAUUAGAUAACAAUAAGUUCAUUUGUUUAAUUAGAGCUCAUGAAGCUUAAUUAGAAGGAUAUAGAUUAUAUAAAUACAAUGAAAAAAUGAAAGAAUUUCCUCAAGUGUUAACGAUAUUUAGUGCUCCUAAUUAUUGUGAUGUCUAUAACAAUAAAGCAGCUAUUUUAAAAUUCGAAAAUUGCACUCUUAAUAUUUCUCAAUUUAAUUAUUCUUAACAUCCUUAUUUACUUCCUCAUUUUUUAGAUAUUUUUUCAUGGUCUAUACCAUUUGUAACAGAAAAGGUAACUGAGAUGCUUAAUUAUAUAUUAUAACCAAGACCUGGUGAGAAAUUAGAUGAUUCAGAUGAUGAAAAACCAAAUAAUUAAGGAGUAAUAAAAUAACCUAUGAAUCAAUCAUAAGUUAGUAGUCGUCCCUUAGGGAAAUUAUAAUAAAUAACAUAAAAAUAAAUUGAUAUAACAAAAUCAAAAAUCUCUUUUGUUUCUAAAAUGAUGAAAAUGUAAACAGUAUUAAGGUAAGAAAGAGAAAACAUCAUAAAAUUAAAAGGAUUAUGUCCUGACAAACGUAUUCCUAGAGGAGUGUUAUUAUAGGGAGCAGAAGGAAUAAAAGAUGCACUUGAACAUUUCAAUACAACUAGAGCUGCUGAUAGAAUCAAUGAGAAAUGGCCAGAAAGUUAAUGA